AUGGGACUUCCUGAAGUCGCCAAGAAGGGCACCGAGGCCGAAAAGGUCAAGAAGGCCAAGAUCGCAGCCAACAGCGUCAAGAAGGCGACCACCGCGAAGGGCUACAAGAUCAGGCGCAACACCCACUUCUUCAGGGGACGCACCCUCGCCCUGCCCAGAACGCCCAAGUACAGGCGCCACCACCGCACUGCGCUCUCGAAGAAGCUCGACAAGUACUCGAUUAUCAAGUACCCAUUGACCACCGAGAAGUCGAUGAAGAUGGUCGAGGAAAUCAACACCCUCGUCUUCAUCGUCGACUCCCGCGCCAACAAGAAGAAGAUCACCAAGGCCGUGUCGGACCUCUACGACGUUAAGUGCGUCAGAGUCAACACUCUGAACCGCCCCGAUGGCCUCAAGAAGGCGUACGUCAAGCUGUCGCCUGACCAGGACGCGCUCGACGUGGCCAACAAAAUCGGUAUUAUCUAA
Molecule: messenger RNA, 465 nt
Organism: Babesia ovata
Lineage: Eukaryota; Apicomplexa; Aconoidasida; Piroplasmida; Babesiidae
Product: ribosomal rpl23a
Exons: 2
Coding region: 1-465 (154 amino acids)
Biological process (GO): ribosomal large subunit assembly; translation
Cellular component (GO): ribosome; cytosolic large ribosomal subunit
Molecular function (GO): rRNA binding; structural constituent of ribosome
Source: RefSeq, a predicted model, not a curated record